Messenger RNA from Alternaria postmessia, 543 nucleotides. RefSeq lists its product as uncharacterized. Lineage: Eukaryota; Fungi; Ascomycota; Dothideomycetes; Pleosporales; Pleosporaceae. The transcript has a single exon. The record is from RefSeq and is a predicted model, not a curated record. Bases 1 to 543 code for a protein of 180 amino acids.
AUGGUGGAUGCCACAAGCCAAUCGUGGGUGACAAUCGAAGAGCAACAAGAAGACUACUUCUCGUUCGAGGAGACAUUGGCGUCUUCCGAUUCUGAAGACGAAGACAAUAAAUCCAACGAGGCAAGGCGUCAAGAUAAGGAUGAAGACUCUGAUGUAGACGCUGACAUUGCGCAUGCGCAUGGCCCAAACACAACAUCAGAGAGGCGCAGAGCGCAGAACGAGAUCUUGAGAGCCUUUGCUGCUAACAUCAGUUCGCGCUUAACGCAGAAGGAAGUCGACGAUGCUGCCGCAAAGACUGCCAACGAAGAGCAGCUUUCGAUCCGCGAUAUCCUGGCAAAACAAGAUGGCACCGCUCGCAUCACGAACCCACGCGACUACCAAACCGAACUGUUCCAGAGAGCCAAGAGCGAGAACGUGAUAGCAGUGCUGGACACGGGCUCCGGCAAGACCCACAUCGCAACUCUACUCCUGCGACAUGUCCUAGAUGGCGAGCUUGAAUAUCGGGCUGCAGGCGGCAUCCCAAGAUUGCGUUCUUUCUGGUAG